AUGGCAGAAGCUCCCAACGACCGUGUUCUUACUGAAACUGUGCGCGCGCCCCACAACGCCGUGAAGGCUGAGAAGUUGUCGGUGUACCUGGGUUCUCGGUGUCUCCUGACGAACACGGAGCUGAAGAUCGCAGAGCGCCCAAAGCAUGGCACGUGCUAUGGCCUGGUCGGCUGCAACGGAUCCGGGAAAAGCACGCUUCUGCGGCUCAUGGCGGAGAGGAAGCUGCCGGUGCCUGAGACCUGGGAUGUGUUCCUGCUCGGGCAGCACAUCCCACCUGCAGAAGAUCAAUCGGCCAUUGAGGAGGUCCUUUCCGUGUGCCCUCGGAGAAGUGCCUUGCUGGCGGAAGCCGAGAGGCUUCAUGGAAUUCUUGAAGCUGGUCCAGAGCCAGGGCUUCUGGAACAGCUGCAGAAGGUCCAUGCGGACCUGGCUGAAUGCCAGAGCGCCCGCUCAGAGGUCCUCCACAUCAUGCAGAACCUGGGCUUCCGGGCGGAAGCACAGGCCUCUGCCACGCCGGCAGUCUCCACGCCGCUGCCGCAGCUCUCAGGGGGCUGGAGGAUGAAGGUCGAGCUUGCCAAGGCGUUGUGGUUGCGGCCAAAGCUACUGCUGCUCGAUGAGCCAACCAACCACCUGGACUUCCAUGCCCGAAGCUGGCUCAUGCAGCAGCUGGCAGACUAUCCCCGCACUGUUGUGGUGGUUUCGCACGAUGUGGAGUUUCUUCACGAAGUUUGCAAGGACAUUAUCUGGAUGACCGAGCAAAGGUUGGAGGCUUUGCCGGGCAAAGUCGUGUCGCAGGAGGACCUGCUGCGAAUGCAGCGCCGGCGGCCGCUCCGCUUUGAGUUCCGGGUGCCCGCGGGAGAGGAUCCAGUUUCGCACGGGAUUUCCUUGCACAACGUUGACUUCACUUAUGGAGAUGGCACAGGGCUCUUCGUGGAGUCCCUCCGCCUAAGCGGCUGCAGUAGAGCUGUGCUUCUGGGCCAGAACGGUGGUGGAAAGUCCACUUUCUUGAAGCUUUGCGCAGGGCACCUGCAGCCAGGCCGAGGGGCUGUCGACCGAACACCUGGGCUGAGGGUUGGCCACUUCUCGCAGCUCAGCCAGGACCUGGAUGCCAUGUCAGACCUUACCGCUGCAGAAUUCCUGCUUCAACAGUGUGGUGAGGAGCUGGCCCAACACGCCGGCUCUACCCACACAUCCCGCCUCCGUGCGGCUGUGAACCAGGCUCCUGAGGCUGCUGCGAAUGGCCCCCGCGCCGCGAAGUCCAAGGUCUCUGAGAAGCGGCUCUUGGAGGUGGCGCGUGGUGUGUUGAGCAACUACGGUCUCGAGGGGGACGUGGCGACAAAGGUCCCCGUGGACUGUCUCAGUGGUGGGCAGAAAGCUUGCCUCAAGCCUCUUGGAUCAUUUGCAAGUGAUGCAAGUGCAAGCACCCCACACACAGACAUGACGUGGCAAUGA
Molecule: messenger RNA, 1449 nt
Organism: Symbiodinium pilosum
Lineage: Eukaryota; Dinophyceae; Suessiales; Symbiodiniaceae
Source: the annotation of a GenBank genome assembly